UCUUUAAAUUCCCAUUACAACAAAGUGUAAUGCAUGCUCAGCAUGCUGGUGAAAAUGUGCCGCGUCUGCGGAAAAAGCAAUUCAAGCGAAAAAAGCUUGAAUCUUUUCGAAACAAAAAACCGGAAGUUAGUGCGGCAUAUUCAAAUGUUGACUGGCUUGUGGCUGCGGGAUUCGCCAGAUGCUCCGGUGUCCAUAUGUUUCUGCUGUCAAUCGGACCUCAAGCAAGCCAUGUCGUUUCGCAGGCUCUGCAUUAAGACCCAAAAGAAAUGGCAGCCGCAUGUCGAAGUCAGCGACAACUCCAACCUUAGUGCGGAGCCGGAAAGUCCAAGUCCUGGGCCAACGAUUCGCCAGACCGACUGCACUGUCGUCAGCACAUAUAUAGACAGCGAAUCGGAGGAAGAGCCACAGCAAACAGUACAAGUUAUGCUCAAAGAAUGUAAAUCUAGCAACAAUUUGGGCUCCACAGAUUUAGCUGAGGAGCAUGAUCAUUUGGACCUCAACUACAUCAUGAAGGCCAGCACAGACAUCGAUACCGACGACAGUGAGCAUAUCAGUAGUGAAGUAAAUGACAUUAGCGAUAAAUACGAACUUCCCAAGCCGUCAAUAAAUACCACAAACGGCUGUAAAAAACUUUUGAAAGCCAAGCAAGAAGUGGCCAUCUACAUCUGCGAGCUGUGUGGAACGCAUGUAAAUAGCAAGGUAUCAUUUGAUCGCCACAUACGGAAGCAUACGGGGGAGCGUCCCUUUGGCUGCGAAGCGUGCACGGCGCGAUUUUUAUCCGCUGCCGAGCUGCGCGCCCAUGGCCUCACACACACAGGAGAGCGACCGUUUCCAUGUCGAUACUGUGAUCGCCGUUAUGUGAGUUAUACGGGAAGGCUCAAGCAUGAGCGUAUACAUACCAAUGAUCGGCCGUUUGUUUGCGCGGAGUGCGGCAAGGCGUUUACCAAUGCUUAUAUACUGAAGAACCAUAUGCUGGUACAUACGGGCGAGCGCAUGUUUAGAUGUGAUAUCUGUCAACGAUCAUUUCAGCGCAAGACUCAUCUUAGAACGCAUUACCGCUCAAAUAUGCACAAGCAGAACGUAGAGAAGCAUGAAGACGCACAGGCAGAAUCAGUUGAAAACUUAUAAAGCGAAUUUACUGUAUACAUUUAUUCUGGGCUAGGGAAAGGCUAGGAAAUAUAAUUACAUAUAGAAUAGCGGGAAUACCUGCAA
Drosophila virilis is the source of this 1212-nucleotide messenger RNA. Its product is annotated as transcription factor Ouib. Lineage: Eukaryota; Metazoa; Arthropoda; Insecta; Diptera; Drosophilidae. Gene Ontology annotation, cellular component: nucleus. Gene Ontology annotation, molecular function: DNA-binding transcription factor activity, RNA polymerase II-specific; zinc ion binding; RNA polymerase II cis-regulatory region sequence-specific DNA binding. Gene Ontology annotation, biological process: regulation of transcription by RNA polymerase II. The record is from RefSeq and is a predicted model, not a curated record.